AUGGACAGAAUCGUGCUCACGGAUGAGUUCUCGCACUACCGAGAGGUGACGGUCACCAUCGAGACGCGCGGACCGCGCUGGCGCCGCCGGUUUGCCAAGCGGCAGCAGCGGAAAUGCGACGCCCAAGUGUCGACGCCUGGCCUCCUGCAUGCGAUCCACGAGUUUAUGGUCGAGCACGCGCCGAGCGAGCCGCUCCUCACUGCAACCAUGGCGCGCUGGCAGCGCGAUGUGCGCGCGCGGGUCGGCGACCUCGUGCUGCGGCCAC
Molecule: messenger RNA, 265 nt
Organism: Saprolegnia parasitica CBS 223.65
Lineage: Eukaryota; Oomycota; Saprolegniomycetes; Saprolegniales; Saprolegniaceae
Exons: 1
Source: RefSeq, a predicted model, not a curated record